GCAACCCCCUCCGGUGGGGGCCAUAAUAAGGACGAACGCAAGGCGAAGCCAACCAAACCCAAACCACAAUCGUUCCAAUCCCCUCAGUCGCAAAAAAAUAAAAAAAUCGUUCCAAUCCCCUUCCUCGGCGAUCGCCUCCGGUGCUUCCGACCUCCUCCCGUCGCCUCCGCCGAGCUCGAUUCCGUCCCCUCCUCCGCCCGUCCUAGACUAGCUCCAAUGGGUUUCAUCCAGAGCACCUUCUCGCUCCUUGUCGGCGCGGCGGGCGGCAUCUACAUCGCCCAGAACUACGACGUCCCCAACAUCAAGAACUACAUGCAGGGCCUGAUGGGCAAGGCCAAGGAGCUGGACCAUGCCUACAAGAAGCCCGAGGAUGGCAGCAAGAACAAGGCUUAGUCAGCCCGCUCCCCCACCCCUCCAUUAGAGCAUGACCGACCGCUUAGCAUGCUAAUUGUUAUUACUAUCACUUAGUAGGUUCACUAUAUAUCAUUUGAGCAAUGACUCUGUCCACUCCGUUUUAAGACUCUGUCCUGGGGAUGAAAUUUAGUAGAUGAUGGCGGCACGUUUGUGAAUGAACGAAUUAAUGGAUGAAAUGACCUGUUAGACUGCGUGAUU
This is a messenger RNA of Triticum aestivum (bread wheat), 612 nucleotides long. RefSeq lists its product as uncharacterized. Bases 217 to 393 code for a protein of 58 amino acids. The record is from RefSeq and is a predicted model, not a curated record. NCBI's taxonomy places the organism in Eukaryota, Viridiplantae, Streptophyta, Magnoliopsida, Poales, Poaceae. The transcript has 2 exons.